Messenger RNA from Pogona vitticeps (central bearded dragon), 1656 nucleotides. NCBI's taxonomy places the organism in Eukaryota, Metazoa, Chordata, Lepidosauria, Squamata, Agamidae. The record is from RefSeq and is a predicted model, not a curated record.
GGCAAGGUCUGCAUGGUUGCUCACAUUUAAACAGGCAGCACAUGCCACCACCAACACCCCCUCCAACCAACUUUCAUACAUUACUACCUUCUAGUUUUAUAUGCACACUGUUUUGUUUUUUACAAUGUCAUCCAGUACAUGUCUACUCAAAGGUAACUUAUAGCCUUCCUUAAGCACAUUUCAUGAGGAAUGGAAAUGGAGGCCACUGAUCAAGCUACAAGCAGUCGGCUCAGACCUCGGCAAACGGAUAAGGAAAUAUUAUCUGAGUUUGAUGGUUCCUCAAAAGAGGAUGAAGAUUUCCUUGCUGGGCUAAACCCAGAAGAGAAGGAAUGCUUAGAGUACUUUCUACAAACCAUCAGCGCUCUGGAUGAGGAUAUCUCAGAAGAGGUUGGUGAAGGAUGUCAUGAAGAAAUGGCAGGCUCUGUAGGUUCUGAGGACCAAAGCAAGAGCAGUUUGGACCCCAGCAUGCAGCGACCGACGUCUCUGGAGGCAGCCCCAGCAACACCUGUUCCUUCCUCAGCAGCUUCCAGGAGUAAAACUAUCAGGUCCCUUUCUCAAGACGUCGGUGACAGCUCUCUGAGAAGCAGGAGCAACUCUGAUGAUAUCAAACCUGGAGAGUCUUAUAGAUCAAGAAACUCUCAUCCGAUCCGGUUGAGAAAGUUUGACACGAUCGUGAGGUCAGGGGUUAAUGUUCAGGAGCUCCGCUCUCGUUUCCUCCUUCACCUUGAUAGCUCUGCCAGUGUUGAGAGGGAACCCAGAGAAGGAGGUGCUAGAACAAUGAAUCAACUGGGACCAUUGACUGGCAUCCAGAAGACCCCUAAAAACGAAGCCCUGCAGAAAUUAGGCCUCCUCCAGAGAAAUUCAAGUGCUCCAAAUAUGAAAAUCCCUCUGGUGCCCAUGACAGGUCAGCAGGACCAAAUUUCAUUGGGUGGAAGCCUGGGCCCUGAAAGAAACGCAGGUUCCAUCAACACACCUGAAGAACCUUUAUAACAUCUGUCACUCCAAGGACUUGUGUUUCCUCUUAGUAAACCUCUGGGAGUGAGAGGAAAACGUAAAUUCCUCCAGUACGGAACAAAGAACAGUUUCUUCCCGAUAUACUAAACAAUCUUCUGCACAACAACUUGGAGUCUGGGAAAAAAAUCACUUUCGGGAUCACAGUUCCCAGAAUCCCCCAUGCUAGCUAGAGAAUUGUAUGAGCUGUUGUCCAAAAAGAUAAAUUCUGUGGUAAAUUUACCACAGGCACUCUGGUAAAUCAUGACUAACUAAUGGAACCAAAACAGCCACAUCAUAUGAUGUGUGAAGGCUAAUUUGGUAGCAACACAUGAUACUUCUUCCUGUGAAUGGCAGCUGCCUGCCUGCGGUGUUUGAUUCCACCACCAGACUUCACAUUGAAUCCUUAUCUUCCUUGUGUUGCUUCCUGAUUUUGUUUUGUUUCAUUUUGUACAAAUGCACCUGUCACUUUGCAUAACUUGCAAUAAUUAUUUGGAAGCCUAGCAUUCCAAGUCAGAGCAGAAUGUACUGGCUGAUUUUCUUCUACAGUAUCUGUAAUUUUCUGCUAUCUAGAAUAAUUACACCCAAGGACACGGUCUUCUGAUUUGUUUGGUUUUUUAAAAAAAAAUAAAGAUUGUAUUUGACUUUUGAUGUGCUCUAGGCCUA